AUGUUUACUGAUGCCGAGCUAGAAAUAUUCUCCGACUUUCUAGGCGGUUUCUUGCUUCUGCUAGUGGUAUUGUAUCACUAUGUUAACGCGAAAUGCAAGACCAAUUCUAAAACCAAGUAA
Molecule: messenger RNA, 120 nt
Organism: Glossina fuscipes
Lineage: Eukaryota; Metazoa; Arthropoda; Insecta; Diptera; Glossinidae
Product: dolichyl-diphosphooligosaccharide--protein glycosyltransferase subunit 4-like
Exons: 1
Coding region: 1-120 (39 amino acids)
Source: RefSeq, a predicted model, not a curated record